AUGGAAUUGGAAUUGAAUCGUUGUGAUUAUGCGAUCGUUGGCCUUACUAGUUAUAAAUGUCUCGUACUUUUACCACCAUCUGCUCAAAAAUUGACACAAAAAGUAGUGGUGGCUGAUCAAGAUGGUGUUUUAAGUAUUUUCUCGAUAAAAAAGGGGGAAACUGAAACGGUUUUUAAAACGUCUCCCGGUCCGAAAAUAACGAGGGUAGCUUUGGGUGGUACCGUUAAUACUCCUCAGGAUAAAAUAUUUUUUUCUUGUGAUAGCGAAGUUAAAGGUUUCACCAAGAAAGGAAAACAGUUUCUUGAAUUUGAGACGAACCUAACCGAAUUAGUUAAAACAAUGUGCGUAAUCGAUAACAAUUUAUUUGUAACUGGUCAACAUUGUUUGUAUCAUUAUUUAGAUCUUAAAGAUGUAAAUAGUUUUAUUUGCAAUGAAGUUAUUAUCGAUUUAAUUGUUCUUUCUACAAAAAAAAAUGUUUUAAUGCCUAUUCUGGCAUGCAGUGAUAGAGUAAUAAGAGUUUUAGAAGAAUCAAACGUAUUAUAUUCAGUACCUAUAGCGAGUACUCCAACUGUCCUUCAUAAAUUUUACAAAAGUAAAAACGAUGAAGAACAAAUAAUUUAUGGAACAGAAGAUGGCGGCGUUGGACUUUUACUAAUUGGCAGAGAUCUUAAAAAUUUUUGGUUACUUGAGCCAAACAAUCAAAAAGGUCAAGUCACAUGUUUAGAUGUUUAUGAUUUGACUAAUGAUGGAUAUUUCGAACUAAUUGUUGGAAGAGAUGAUGGAUUUGUUGAAGUUUAUAAACUAAGUUCUGAUAAUGAACAACCAAAAUUAAUCUUUUCCUACACAUGCAAUGAAACCGUUACUGCUUUAGUUUGUGGAAAAUUAAAAAAUAAUGAAGUACCUGAAAUUGUUGUUUCUACAUACUCAGGAUGGAUAUUUGGUCUUUCUACGGAUUCAGGUUCAAAAGACCUUACUUUAAGUGUUGAUUCAAAUAAUUUAAAGGUUUUACCAGAAGUAAAGUUAAAAAUUAACAAACUGAGAGCGGAAAUAGACGAAUUAGAAGAAAAAAUAAAUGCGGAAAGAGAUAAAUAUCAAUUGGCAGCUGAAAAUAAUGAAAAUGCUUUAUCAACAUUGCCUUCCGUUGCAAUUAAUGAUAAGUGGUGUUUAAGAAGAGAGGAUGCUUCUUACACGUUAAGCAUAGAAGUUCAAACAUCCAUUGAUAAUGUGCUCGUUCAAAGCGACGUACCUUUAGACUUAUUGGAUAUAGAAAAAAAUUCAGCUGUUGUCAGUUUCAGCGAUUGCAGUCCAUCGGAUGGAAACUUUUUAUUGGCAACUUACCGUUGUCAAGUUAACACGACUCGUUUGGAUUUAAAAAUCCGUACGAUAGAAGGACAGUAUGGAACUUUACUAACGUACGUAACACCGAACGUUCAACCCAAAUGUUGUCAGCUUCGCAGUUACAAAAUCAAACCGCUUUCCCUGCAUUCACGAAUACACGCCAUAGACGCUAAAAGACCCUAUAAUCGUUUAGCAUUUAAAGGUGGAUUUAGUUUUGCCGAAAUUCAUGCUUGGAUUGAAUUUUGUUUGCCUGAAGUUCCUUAUAAAACUCCCCCCGAAGAUACGGUGGUUUUAUGUUUCACUUCGACCUUCUUGGGUACCAUGCUACAAUGUACAUACUCAAAAGGAGAAGCAGAAUUUAAAUCGGACAAUAUCUCAACGAUUUCUAUUUUAAAGGAUGUCAUUUCGAAAGUUGCAAGCAGGAAUGAUAAAAAAAAACGUAAUCUUGAUAUCACGUGGGAAAUAAAUGAAGAAAGUAUUAAACAUACUCUAGAUUUGAUUCGUCCUAAAUUAGAGCAUCAACUUUCUUUGGUGAAUAAAAUGAAAAUAUUAGAAUCAAUGUCGGAAUUAGAUUUAAAUCCAAUUAAAUCGGGAGAAAUAUUAUUAACGGAUGAAUUUACAGAAAUAAUAAAUAAAGAAAAAGAAAUUAUUAACGAAUAUAAAAUGCAACCGGCAUAUUUAGACAGAUUAUACGGUAUGGUUACUGACUUAUUCAUUGAUAAAAACAAAUUUAAAGGGAUUAAUGUUAAAAAUAAAAUUCCGACACUUUUGGAAAUUUUAGAUAAUGAUAAUUAUUCAUAUGAAAAACUUUACGAUUUUUUUUAUCAGUAA
Pediculus humanus corporis (human body louse) is the source of this 2169-nucleotide messenger RNA. RefSeq lists its product as uncharacterized. The record is from RefSeq and is a predicted model, not a curated record. Gene Ontology annotation, molecular function: protein binding. The transcript is spliced from 12 exons. The coding region runs from base 1 to 2169 and encodes 722 amino acids. Gene Ontology annotation, biological process: intracellular transport; intracellular protein localization; cilium assembly. Gene Ontology annotation, cellular component: axoneme; membrane; BBSome. NCBI's taxonomy places the organism in Eukaryota, Metazoa, Arthropoda, Insecta, Psocodea, Pediculidae.